This is a messenger RNA of Verticillium nonalfalfae, 504 nucleotides long. RefSeq lists its product as uncharacterized. The transcript has a single exon. The record is from RefSeq and is a predicted model, not a curated record. Lineage: Eukaryota; Fungi; Ascomycota; Sordariomycetes; Glomerellales; Plectosphaerellaceae. The coding region runs from base 1 to 504 and encodes 167 amino acids.
AUGCCCACGCCGGGAUCAACGCCUGGCCAGGCCCCUCUGAGUCCACCAGCACAUCGUCAGUCAUGGCACAGCACUACGGGGACAACCCAGGACUACCACGUCAACCAGUUCAGCCAGGUCACCCAGGUCGAGGUCAACCAAGCCAGCCAGCUCGGCCUGCUGCGUGAUCUCCCUUCUCCCGCUCUCGUCCUGCCCACCCCCCCCUCCAACUCUCCUCCACUCCUCCACGCCAUCGUGAUCCUCCUUCCGGGCCCCCUCUCCUUCGGCCAAUUUUCACCACUAGCACUCCGCUUCCCAUCAACCGCAAUCUUACUUCGACAGGCAUCACUGCAGGCAUCGUUCCUCUUUGAGCCGCCAGCCUUCACCCGCUUCGCCCAACUCGUCACCUCCAUACAACAAGGCAGUACCCGUCAGGACAACCUCGAGAGCUGUGCUCUCUCUCCUCUUUCCCUGCUCUCGACAACCCAACUUUGUCCAGAUCAUCAGCGUCUACGGCCUGUAUGA